CUUUGUUAAAGCCGCUUGAUAACGCUGAUGAAUGAGCGCUCUCUCUAACUGAUGCCUGUGAGGACUAGUGCACGCUGACACCGCUUUCAAACAGGACCUGUUCUUUCGGCGGAUGCUCUGAGGUGAGCGGCUGUUGACAUGACAACAGACGAGGCAGAAAGUCACCAGAAAAAGCCGAGGCAGCAGGAGGAAGCUGGCCAGGGUGCCAGACCUCCCACUCCAGAGGACGACCAGCUCCGACCUCAAAACCACAACUCUGCUGGCCGCGGUCUCACACGCCUCUUUUCCUCCCUCCUGAAAAGGCGUUCACAGUGUGAGAGCGAGGGUGGAGAAAAGGAGGACAAGGAGGAAGAAGCUAAAGCACCCAUCGCUGACCCCGAACCUGAACUAAAAACAGAGGGCGAGGUCGCCCUUGACCAGCACUCAGUAAGCAGCGCUGAGGCUCAGGCUACCCAGGUAGAGAAGAAAGAGACUGACGAGGACAAGGUUGGAAAAGAGAAGGAGAAACACGAGGACAAGGAAGGGGAGGUUACCUUGGAGAAAGAAGAGGAGAAGGACAAAGAGAAGAAGGAGGAGGAGGAGGAGUCUGGCCCUGAAGAGGGCAGUAGGGGAGAAAAGGAAGAGAAAACAGCAGAGGAAGAAGCCAAAGCUUCCAGAGUGUCACGCCGACCCAAGACCAUGCAGAUCAAAGUCACACUGCUGGACGACACUCUGUAUGAGUGCGAGCUGGACAAACACGCUAAAGGCCAGGAGCUGUUCAUGAAAGUGUGUGACCACCUGAACCUGCUGGAAAAAGACUACUACGGCCUGGCAAUCUGGGAAACUCCCACUAUGAAGACUUGGAUGGACCUGACCAAAGAGAUCCGCAGGCAGGUACAAGGUGCCAAUUAUAAUUUCACUUUCAAUGUAAAAUUCUAUCCACCGGACCCAGCCCAGCUAUCAGAAGACAUCACCAGAUACUAUCUUUGUCUCCAACUGCGAAAGGACAUCCUCCAGGGCCGCCUUCCCUGCUCCUUCGUUACUUUGGCUCUGCUGGGCUCCUAUGCUUUGCAGUCAGAACUUGGUGAAUAUGACCCCGAGGUGCACGGCAGUGAAUAUGCUAAAGAAAUGAAAAUGGCCCAAGGUCAAACCAAGGAGCUGGAGGACAAAAUGAUGGAGCUGCACCGCACAUACAGAUCCAUGAGCCCAGCGCAAGCAGAUCUGAUGUUCCUGGAGAAUGCCAAGAAACUUUCCAUGUAUGGAGUGGACCUCCACCAGGCCAAGGAUCUGGAUGGAGUUGACAUCAUACUGGGAGUUUGUGCCAGUGGUCUGAUGGUUUACAAAGAUAAACUGAGGAUCAACCGUUUCCCCUGGCCCAAAGUCCUUAAAGUCUCAUACAAACGAAGCAGCUUCUUCAUUAAAAUAAGACCAUCUGAGGUGGAACAUUAUGAGAGUGCCAUUGGAUUCAAGCUUCCCAACUACAAGGCAGCCAAAAAGCUGUGGAAAGUGUGUGUCGAACAUCACACCUUCUUCAGGCUGACCUCCUCUGAGAUGGCCACCACCCCAAGGAAGUUCCUAGCAUUGGGCUCGAAGUUUCGUUACAGCGGUCGGACUCAGGCACAGACCAGACAGGCUAGCUCUCUGAUUGACAGACCAGCUCCCCUUUUCCAGCGCUCCUCCAGCAAGAGGAACUCUCGCAGUCUGGAUGGAGCAAUGGUGUCGACUCCUGACAACAAGUCCAGUCGUCCUGUCAGUGCCCCCGUUAUGUCACCAGUGUCACCUGGGGAGGCCACCCCAUCACCACUGCUACCCACCCUGCCUCGUUCUGACCACCACGAUGUCUCCACGCCCAGAAGACACCGAUAUUCCAGCAGAAAGGCAGAGUUAAAGGCAGAAUGCCUAACAACUGACAGCGUCAAGAGCCACAGUCCCAAGUCUACUCCAGAGAUUAAGACGGUGGGCAGGAGAGAGCGGAGGCAUGCCCCGUCUUUGGCCAUCACUAAUGGGGAAAAAGAACGAAAAAGCCAGCACUCUCUUCAGGACAGAAAGAUGGAGAUGGUUCGAGUGAGGAAGAAAAGAUCAAAGAAACUUGAGGGUGAAACAAUUUAUAUCAGACAUAGCAAUUUAAUGUUGGAGGACCUGGAUAAGACCCAGACUGAAAUUAUGCGGCACCAUACCAGCAUCAGCGAGCUGAAAAGGAGUUUCAUGGAGUCUGUACCGGAGCCUCGGCCCAGCGAGUGGGAUAAGCGUCUUUCCACCAACUCUCCUUUCCGCACAGCGAGCAUCAAUGGUCAGCUCCAACCAGCAUCUCCUGUGCUAAAGACCCAGACAAUCACCAUCUCAGAUGUUACCAAUUCUGUAAGAGGAACUGCAGCCUACAAGGACAUACCCUUAGUUCACACUGCAACCAAGACCAUCACAUACGAGUCAGCUCAGCCGGUGGACAGUGUGGCAGAGAGGGAGUCGGGAGUGCUGCUGAGUGCCCAGACGAUUACUUCUGAGACCAUCAGCACCACCACCACCACCCAGAUCACCAAGACGGUGAAAGGAGGGAUCUCUGAGACUCGCAUUGAAAAGAGAAUUGUCAUCACUGGGGACACAGAAAUAGAUCAUGACAAGGCUUUGGCCCAGGCCAUUAAAGAGGCAAAGGAGCAGCACCCAGACAUGUCUGUCACCAAAGUGGUUGUGCAUCAGGAGACGGAGAUCACCCCAGAGUAAGACGGACUCAUCCUGUGGAAGCCCUCUCAGCUUCCCCCCACCCCAUUCCUCCUCGUAUCUCCAUCACACCAUUUUACCUCAGCGCACCCAACAACCAUCAACGGGAACCACCAGACCUCAUCAGAGCGAACCAGCUUCAACAAUGACAAAUGAACUUGACUCCACGAGUGUGAAGUUUGGCCUGAAGGAGACAGAGUCACCAGAAAAUUCCCAAGAACCCUGCCAGUAUUCCCCACAAUCCCCCUCUUGUUCCAUUUACUGCCAAAAGAGCAGCUGCUGGAGUUAUGGAUGAAAAAUCAUCUUUUUUUUUAAAUAUGAAAAGGAAAUUAAAGAAUAGCAUUUGUGGAUUUCUUCCUCUCCAAUUUGUGUGGAGAUUUUACGAAAAAAUCAAGGGCAUUUGGUCUUUUACUCUUGAUAUAUUGGUAAUUUAUUUUUCUACAGCUUUUCUUACCAUCAGAAUUGGUUACCAGUAACUUGAAAAUCAAGUAUUUUGUAACAAUGUAUUCCGAGCAGCAUUGACAAAGGGAUUGUGGGUGAUGUCUCUUGGGAUUGUACACUUUGGGACUCGCAGGAUCCCUCUCAAAUUUUAGUGCAAGUUUGGUGUCAUUUCUUGUACAGUAAAUAUUUUAUUUUCCCUCUCGACGUUAAAAAUAAUAUUUUUUCAAUUUGUGUAUAGGAAAAGAUUGAUUGUAUCAAACUAACGUGCGGGAAUUAAUCCUUUCAUCAGACAAAGUUCUGGCAUUUGUUCAGUGACACCUUUUGAUUGUUUAGUUGUGUUUUUGUGCUCGUGGUACCAAAACAGGGCUUCAUCAGGACCACAGAGAUCGUAGUGCACUGACAUGACUUUUAUUUAUUUCCACUUUUGUGCGUUUUGUGUUUUAGAUAUACUAUGAUUUUAUAUUGACAACGUUCCCCACACCGGUUAUAGUUUGUGCAUAAUGUUUCUACUUUUCCUCACAGUGGGCAGUGUGUACACUUCCAUUGGCGCUGCUUUAAAGACAUUUGCCAUCUGUGAAAUAUUGAAGUCGGUAAAGAGAAGAGCAAAACAUCAGAGUCUGUAUAUUUAGACUUUAUUAUAUAAAAUCUGAAUAUUGCAUCACAUUAAAAUGAUAGAAAUGGUUGACAUAUCCAACUCUUAAUAAUAAUACGGUAAAUUGGGAUAAUUUUCUGUUAUAUUUCAAAGAACAACACAAUUCAGAUUAUCAGCUGAUUAUAAUGGAACAACAGAAAGGGGAUGAAUGUGGUGAAAUUACAGCAGCAAGGGGAAACGACACAGAGGAGAAACUCGGCAUGUAACGUUAAUAAAGCAGAAGCAACAAAAAAAA
This is a messenger RNA of Oreochromis aureus, 4022 nucleotides long. RefSeq names its product erythrocyte membrane protein band 4.1a (gene epb41a). Bases 139 to 2697 code for a protein of 852 amino acids. The transcript is spliced from 21 exons. Gene Ontology annotation, biological process: cortical actin cytoskeleton organization. Gene Ontology annotation, molecular function: actin binding; structural molecule activity. Lineage: Eukaryota; Metazoa; Chordata; Actinopteri; Cichliformes; Cichlidae. The record is from RefSeq and is a predicted model, not a curated record. Gene Ontology annotation, cellular component: plasma membrane; cytoskeleton.